Messenger RNA from Effrenium voratum, 2136 nucleotides. NCBI's taxonomy places the organism in Eukaryota, Dinophyceae, Suessiales, Symbiodiniaceae. The record is from the annotation of a GenBank genome assembly.
AUGAAGCUGCUGCUGCAGUGGGCUGCCUAUGCAGCACCUGAGGAGCACACGCAGACUUUGCAGGCCCGGCCCAGCUCCUUCGCAAUGAAGAGCAUUGACUACACCCCGCCAAAAGAAGAUCCACCUGCUGAACCCCGCGACAAGCAUGAGAUGGCGGCGGAGGACUAUGUGGACCCGGAUACCUUUCCAGAGAACCGCUAUCCCAACGGCAAGCUGAAGCCCCACGGUCAGAAGAAGAAGUGCGAUGCCGGCAUGGACUUCGCAGAAGUUUGCCCCAUCGGCUGGACCUACGUGUCCUCGGGCCAGUUCGGCCCAGAGUGCCAAGCGCCCGCGAAUUUCUACACCGAGCCUCGCUGCAUCAGACUCGGUCAUUCCGGUGGCUGGUGCCGCCAGCAGCUGGGACCGCGACAGGCCCUUGCUGCUUCCCUGGAUGUGCGGGCCUCAGAGACCGAGCUCGAGCGGCACUCACGGGCACCCCAAUUCAAGUUUGAGCGGGAGGAUGCUCGGAUCACGGGCGCGGCUCGCUUUUCCGUGCCUUCCGAUGACCCAUGGUGUAACUGGAUCCUGGGCCGAUUGGUGCUGACGUGGAAGACCUGGUUCCCCAACCUCACUCGAACUGUGAGUAGCUGGAGCCUGGCUGACGACAUGAAGUUACCCAAUGUUGUUGCCCGCAUGCAUGAGAGCCGCGAGAGGACGUUGAAGGAGACUGCAGGGAUCUGGUCCUUGCUCAUCGAGUCCUUUUGGCUUCCCUACUUCCUGCUCGUGAACUACUACUCUUUUGGGGACCUGCUGCAGGUCCCCUGCUUUCUGAGCGGUGCUUUGGCGGUGCCCCCUUUGCUUCACAUCUGCCAGCCGGAAGUGAAGUUGACAGCGGCUUUGAUGCAGCGCACAGUGCUGUCAUUGAGCGUUGCCAUCCUUCUUAGCAGCAUUGGCUUCCCUCGGGAGCUUUUGCCCAUCCUCUAUGUCGCGCGCAUCAUGGUCGGCACCUUUUGCAUGGACGGCAACCUCACGAAUCGCAUAAAUGCCUGUCUGGCUCCACUGUACGUGUGUUCCAAUUGGAUGCAGGACGAGCAUGCGACGGAGUUGCAGCUCAUGUUCAUGAUCAUUGCGGAGGCGUUCUUCUGUUCGGUUACGGCAUUGACGCUGGCAACUCUGAAUUACAAGGAGUACCAGCUCGCCUUAGCCAGCCUCAGGCUGCAGGCGAAGGUUGAAGAAGUGGAGGAGGCAGAGCGUUCUGGGGGUGCAGCGCAGCGCUUGCUCAGCGUGACUUGCGAUGCUUUCGCGCGGCUCAAUGAUGAUCUCAGGAUAGCGACAGCCUCAAGAGGUUUGCUGGAUAUCCUGAUGUGCGGCUUUGGCAACGGCUGUCGCUUGGAAGGAGUACCAUUCAUCCGCUACGUUGCCUCCAAUGAUCAAGAACGCUUCAAAGACUUCCUGGUGGAGUCUGCCAAGGAAGAUGCACCGCCCAGGUCGAUUCAUUUGGACAUGAAGGACUCCGGAGGGAUCACCUUCAAGGCGGAGCUGUUCCACGUCUCUGUGCCAAGCCUCAAGUCCGAUGCCAAAGAGCAUUUGAUCGGCAUCAGCCAGGAGCAUGCGGAGAAGGAGCUGAUGAAUCACAGCAUAGCUCAGCACGAUCAUUUCCCCGUGGCGGACAUGCGGCACCUCCUGGGCCAGCGGAUGGAAAAAGAGCGCCCCAUGUCCCGGCUGCGGCCAGAGAAGCAUGCGGACUCUAAGUCAGAGGGUGGCGGCAGCAGGUUGUCAGCCUCUCACAGCUCCAAAAGCUCUCGGACCACCAGCCUUGUCAAGCUGCGUAUGCUUCGGAAGGUGGAGCUCGUCAUUGACUUGGACUCCUUGGAUGACGACUUUCCGCUCAAGUCUGUAACGCUCUGCUUUGCGCAGAGUGAAGAUUGCCCAAAGGAGGCGCUGCCGAAUUUGCUGGAGUGGAUAAAGCCAAGCUACAGGGAAAAGGUCUUCAACUGGGUGCAGGACAACGCAAAUGCAAGCCACGCAGGCCAGAAAUGCCAGGAGACGGCCGUGAGAGGGGUGAAGUUCUUCUCCCCGCUGUCUUCGGCUAAGACCAUCUUAUCUGGUGCCACUUGGCUUUCCGCCCGCCACCUACCCAAUAUCCAUCCAAUUUAG